Molecule: messenger RNA, 3582 nt
Organism: Entamoeba dispar SAW760
Lineage: Eukaryota; Evosea; Mastigamoebida; Endamoebidae
Exons: 2
Coding region: 1-3582 (1193 amino acids)
Source: RefSeq, a predicted model, not a curated record
AUGAAUAGUUCUCAACAUUUAAUUAAUAGUAAAAUGUUUGAUAGUAAAGAAAGUUAUUCUAAUAGAUUAAAAAUGUUUUUACAAUUUAUUUCAAAAGAAGGAGAAUUUAAUGAAAGUGAAUUAAAUUUUGUAAAACAAAAUAGUCCUAUGUAUUAUAAAAUACUUAGUGAAGCAUCAGAAAAAAUUUCAAAAUCAAAAAAACCAAAAGAUAUUGAACAAGAAGUUUUAUUAAGAAGUUUUUCAGUAACAGUAGAAAUAUUUGGUAAAAUGGCAUUUAAACAAAUUACAGAACAAAAAUAUUUUGAUGUAUGGAAAACAUAUCUUUGUAUAACAACAGAAACAAAAAUAAGAAUUAUUGCAUUUGAAGGAUUAGUUAAAGGAAUUAUAUCAAUGGCAUUAAAAGCAGAAGAAUGGAGUAAUUAUUUUUUUAAUUGUCUUGAUUUAGAAUCAAUAAAAAAUAAAGAAGAAAGUAUAAUUAAAGAUAAUAAUGGAAAUAGUAGAUAUGAAUUAUCUACAAGAUUUUUAGAAUUAUUUUUAACAAAAAUAAUAAGAAAUGAUGAAACACUUAUAUCAGUAUUUCCAUUAUUUAGAAAAAUUAUUGAAAUUUUAUAUGUUCAAAAAACAGAAAAUACACAUGUUGAUGAUAUUGCACAUGAAGAAAUUUUAAAAGUUCUUAAUGAAUUUAAAUUUUCAAAUAUUGUAUAUCUUACUAGAUAUAAAAAUAUGAUUGAAUAUUUAGAAAAAGUAAUAGAAGAAAUUUGUUAUAAAGUACUUUCAGGAGAUCAAACAACAGAAAAAUUUGUAAUUAAUAUUACAGCAUAUAAAAAACUUAUAGAACAUUAUAUUAUAGGACCAUAUUCACCAGAUUUAGCAAUUUAUGUUGGAAAAAAAGGAGAUCCAAAUAAUGAAAAUAUUAUUUCAAUUGAACCAAAUAAAUUAAAAGAAUUUCAAAAAAAAUUAAUUAAAGGAAUAGAAAUAAUGUUAAUUAAUUUAAAAGAUGGAAAUCAAAAUAAUGUAAUGUCAAUUAUUACAGAAAUUAAAAGAAUAUAUAAUUUAUUUAUAGAAAGAUCAAGUACAAUUAAUUAUGAAUUAAAAAAAUUAAUUUGUUUUAUUUCAAGAAGUGUUAUGUGGAGAACAGAAUUUGUUGAAUCAACACAAAAAAUAAGAAGAAGUACAUUUGGAAGUUUUGAAUUACAAUUAACAAAAGCAGCAGAUUUUGCAAUUAGUUCAUUAUCAUUAUGGAUUUUAUUUAUGAGAGAUAAAAAAGAAUGGGAUAUAUUUCUUCAAAAAAUGAUUGCACUUUAUCCAAUUAAAAUAUUUUAUAAAGAAAUAAGAAAAAUCUUUUUAGCAGUAACUCAAAUGAUUAUAAAUUUAUAUUAUAAAAUUAAUUUUAAAGAAAUUAAUGAAAAAAAAAUAAAUAAAGAUAAAAAUGAAAUAAAUGAUAAUAAAUUAAUAAUAUUUCAAUUAGAAAAUAUGAAUCAAAAUGAUUUAUUAUUUUUUUGGAAAGAAUUAAUUCAAAUAGCAUGUAAUGGAAUUGCAAUUUGUCAAAAUGAAGCAUUAACAGAAUGGACAAUAACAAUUAAAAAAGUAAUGGAAUAUUUAAUUUAUGCAGAAGAAAUAACAGAAAAAAAAGGACCAAUUAAUAUUCAUGAAGAAUUUGCACCAAUUUUUAUUUCAAUUCUUAAUGAACAAAAAUAUGAAAAUACAAUAAAAACAGCAAUAAAUGGAUUAAAUGAAAUAAUUAUUAGACCAAUAAGAUAUGAAAAAAGUAUUUAUGAAGUUUAUUCAAUAAUUAUUCAAUCAAUAUUAAAAUUUAAUAAUCAAAUAUGUAUUUCAAUAUUUCCUACAAUUAAUAAAAUAUUUUUAUAUGAUCUUCCACUUGAAGAAUUAAUUCAACCAUUAUUAGAAAAUAUGAUAAAAUAUCAAAAUAAUAAUUAUUCAGAAGAAAUUGAAUUUCAAACAUUAAAAUUACUUUUAUCUAUUUCAAUUUAUGAAGAACAACAUUAUUAUAAAAAUAAAAAUUUUGAAUAUAUUAAAUAUAUUAGUUUAUGUUAUCAAACAUUUUUAAAUAAUUUUAUAACAACUCAAAUAAAAAAUAUAGUAUUAUGGAGUAUUGGAGUAACUAUUGUAUUAAAUGAAAGAAAACAUAAAAAUGAAAAAAAUUAUAAAAUAUUAUUAGAUAUUAUACUUCAAUUUAUUAAAGAACAAAAAAUUCUUAAUAAUGAAUCAUUAAAAGUUAUUAUAUUUAUUACAAGACAACUUGGUGGAAUUACACCAUGGUAUUUAGAAUAUAUUUGUUCAUUUUUAAUUAAAAUAAUACUUGAAGAAAAAAAAGAAAAUGAACAAAAAAAGAUAAUUUUAUUUGCUAUUAUUGAAAUUAUUCAAUCAAAUAUAAUGUUUUCAUUAAAAUUAAACAUAGAAUUAAUAGAAUUAAUUAAUAAAAUAAUUAAUAUAGAUAUGGGAGAAUUAAAUGAAUUAAUAGAAAUUAUUGCAUCUUUAUUAUUUAAAUCAAUGGGUCAUGAAAGAUUAAGUGAAAAUAUUAAUAGUUUAAGUAAAGAAACUACAUGGUGGGGAAAUAGAACAUCAAUUAUUAGUAUUACACCACAACAAGGUGGAGAAAUAACUGAAAUUGGAAUUAGAGAUCCAACAGGAUCAUGGAGAUUUUUAGUAAAACCAUGGGAAAUAAAAGAAAUACAAAAAGAAGAAAUAAAAAUAAAACAACCUAAAAUAGAGAUUGAAGAAUAUAAUGAAUUUAAAGAAAAAACUAGUAUAAAAGAGAGUAUUUUAUCAAAAAAAUUAAAUAAAAAACAAUUAGAAGAAUUAGAAUGGAAAGAACCAAUUAAUAAUCAUGAACAACAAAUUAAUUUAAAUGAAAAAAAUUUUAAUAAUGUACAAAAAUAUAUGAAUGAAAUUCAAAAAAAUACACAAACAAUAAUUCUUACAGAAAAUAAAGAAAAGUCUGAAAUAAAAAAAUGGUAUGGAUAUAUUCUUAAUUCAUUUUUACAAUAUCCAAAAAAUAAUGAAAUUAUUAUUAAUUCUAUUAAUAUAACAUCAAAAAUUAAUGAAAUGAUUAAAGAAAUAGAUUUUAAUGGAAUGAAUCAAUUAAUUCCUUUAAGAAUUUUUGGAAAUGAAGAAGAUCCAUCUUAUAAAGCUUUAUAUAAUACUUUAGUAGAUAAAAAUAAUAAAUCUUCUCUUGGAAUUUUUAAAACACUUCAAAUUGAAAAAGAAACUACAGAAAGUAAAUUAAUUAUUAUUUGGGGAAAAGAUAUUAAUCAAUAUAAACCAAAAUGUAUUAAUGCAGAAAUUAUUAUUCAAUUAAUUCCUAAAGGAAAUUUAAUUGUUGUUCAUAUUAUUGAUUCUAUUCUUAAAAAUUUAACAGGACCUCUUAUUGAUAAUAUGGUUGUAGAAUCAGAAGUAAUAAUUUCUUUUAUUAAAGAAACAGUUUUAGCAAUAGAAUAUUCAAUGGAUCAAAAUUUAAUUUUUAAAAGAAUGAAGAUAAUUAAAGAAAUUCAAAAAAGUAGUAAAACAGAUUGUAAAAUGAGCACAUAUUAUACUAAUGCAUCAAAUUUAUUUACUUUAUAA